Solanum tuberosum (potato) is the source of this 1346-nucleotide messenger RNA. Its product is annotated as probable 3-hydroxyisobutyryl-CoA hydrolase 3. Gene Ontology annotation, molecular function: 3-hydroxyisobutyryl-CoA hydrolase activity. The record is from RefSeq and is a predicted model, not a curated record. Bases 36 to 1187 code for a protein of 383 amino acids. Lineage: Eukaryota; Viridiplantae; Streptophyta; Magnoliopsida; Solanales; Solanaceae. Gene Ontology annotation, biological process: L-valine catabolic process. The transcript has 15 exons.
ACCUUUCCUAUUUCAGAUCCAGAAGAAACAAAAACAUGGCUUCUAGGCUUAAUAAUGAGAUACUAUUUGAAGCUACGUCAUGUGUGCAGAAGGUCACUCUAAAUAGACCUACACAAUUGAAUUGCUUGACUUUUGAAAUGAUUGGUGAAUUGUUAAGAACUUUCGAAGAGUAUGAAGAAGAUCCACAAGUAAGGGCUGUAAUAGUUAAGGGAAAAGGAAAAGUAUUUUGUGCUGGAGGAGACGUAGUCCGUGUGAUACAAUUCAUGCUACAAGGAGACUUGUAUUGUGUUAAGGAGUUUUACAAAAACCAGCUAACUUUGGAUUAUUUGGUGGCGACAUACAAAAAACCAGUUGUUUUCCUUAUCAAUGGAGCUGUAAUGGGAGGAGGUGCUGGUCUUUCCAUGAAUGCUAAAUUCCGUAUUGUAACUGAAAAUACGGUAUUUGCCAUGCCAGAAGCCUCAUUUGGACAUUAUCCGGAUGUUGGGGCAUCUUAUUUUCUUUCAAGAUUACCUGGCCAUUUUGGAGAAUACUUAGGAUUAACAGGGGCAAAAAUAAAUGGCUCUGAAAUGAUUGCAUCUGGCCUUGCAACUCAUUUUGUUUAUUCAAAGGAUAUUGAGUCGAUGGAAAACGCAUUAUGCCAAGCAUUAUCACUAAAUACAUCAUCGAAAUCUGUUCAUGAAUCGGACGUUUCAAGAAUCAUCAAAGAAUUCGUUCGUAAUCCAGUGUUGAAGGAAGGAAGUAUUUUCAAAAGACUUGAUGUUAUCAAUGGUUGCUUUGGCAAGGACACGGUUGAAGAAAUAUUAUUUGCACUUGAAAAGGAAAACACUGCAAUGAAUGAUAAGUGGAUCACCAAUGCAAUCAAGUCUAUGAAGUUGGCAUCACCAACAAGCCUUAAGAUUACUCUCAGAUCUAUUAGAGAAGGACGCAAGCAAACACUUAGACAAUGUUUGAUUCGUGAAUUUAACAUCAGUAGUCACAUUGUACUAAGAUCAUUCAAUUACAACGAUUUCUAUGAGGGUGGUAAAGCAAUCUUUUUUACAAAGGACAAAACGUUUAAGUGGGAACCAUCAAAGUUGGUGCAAGUACACGAUGCAAUAGUAAUGCAGUUUUCUGAAGUGGUCCAUGACGAUCGUUGGGGUUACUUGGAACUUCCAGAAAGAGAACAAUUGAAAAGGUCUAAACUUUAAAUUUAUAACAUAAAAUUAUGAGAUAAGGUCUAAACUCUAAAUUUAAUUUGGGGCUACUGUAACUCAUACACUAUUAAACCCUUUUAAUGAUCCUCUUUGAAAGAAUAUCAUGUCAUGAAACUACUAUGAUGUAUGCAUUUGUAUUGUAAAAAUAUUCAA